Molecule: messenger RNA, 798 nt
Organism: Daucus carota subsp. sativus
Lineage: Eukaryota; Viridiplantae; Streptophyta; Magnoliopsida; Apiales; Apiaceae
Product: early light-induced protein 1, chloroplastic
Exons: 3
Coding region: 120-716 (198 amino acids)
Source: RefSeq, a predicted model, not a curated record
CAACCUUCUUUAUACAUACCAACCAUCUCACUAGCUACUCUACUAGCCAAGCUUUUGAUCUUCUAAUCAAAAACUUUAUAUCUUUCUUUAUUUCUUUCGAUUUUAUUAAAAUAUUUGUGAUGGCUUCUUCAUCAGUCAUGCAGUCUACCCUAGCCUCUCCGGUUACACGUGGCAUCACCGGAAGAAAGUUGAACAUUGUUCCGGCGAAAUGUGCGUUUAUGCCGUCUUUGUCGAGGAGGUCUGCGAGCCUUAGACUCAAGUGCAUGGCAGAGGAUGGACAAAAGGAGGAAUCUAGCCCGGUAACAAGUCCAACUCCAGCUGCAGCUCCUGAACCCAUUCCAUUUAAGCCUACCCCUCCUCCUACACCCAAGGCCAGCACAAGUUUCUUUGACGUGCUAGCAUUCAGUGGACCUGCACCGGAAAGAAUCAACGGCAGGCUCGCUAUGAUCGGAUUCGUCGCAGCCAUCGGAGCUGAACUCGCCAGCGGCCAGGAUGUUUUUUCCCAGAUUUCCAACGGAGGAGUGACCUGGUUCUUGGGAACAAGUGUGGUGCUAUCACUAGCAUCUUUGAUUCCUUUGUUUAAAGGAGUGAGUGUUCAGUCUAAAUCUAAUGGAGUCAUGACUUCUGAUGCUGAGCUCUGGAACGGUAGAAUUGCUAUGUUAGGUUUGGUUGCUUUGGCUUUCACUGAGUAUGUAAAAGGUGGUGCUCUUGUAUGAUUACUAAACGUCGCCUUUAUUUAAGGUCUAGAUGUGUACUUCAAAAUCCAGAUCUAUGAAGUGAUACAAAUAUUUUUGUCAA